Drosophila innubila is the source of this 1599-nucleotide messenger RNA. RefSeq names its product synaptic vesicle glycoprotein 2B-like. Gene Ontology annotation, molecular function: transmembrane transporter activity. Gene Ontology annotation, biological process: transmembrane transport. The transcript has 9 exons. The record is from RefSeq and is a predicted model, not a curated record. The coding region runs from base 32 to 1519 and encodes 495 amino acids. NCBI's taxonomy places the organism in Eukaryota, Metazoa, Arthropoda, Insecta, Diptera, Drosophilidae. Gene Ontology annotation, cellular component: membrane.
UAUUUGUUGAAGGUAUUAAAAGUUGUAAACUAUGGCUGAAGUGAACAUUGAUGACGUGUUGAAUGUGCUGGGCUUUGGUCGUAUGCAGUUAAUCCUAUUCAUCAGUUGUGCGACACAACAAAUGUAUAUAUCAAAUGAGCAAUUUGGAUUGGGAUUGGUGUCUGUGGCGGCGAGUUGUGACUUUCAGAUCGAUGAGCAUAGAAUGGCAUGGUUAAUGACAGCUGUGUUUAUAGCACAGGUGGGAUCGAGUCACUAUUUGGGCUAUAAAUCGGAUGAGAUUGGAAGGCGUAAGCUGAUUCUCAUCUCAUCGAUGCUGACCAUGUUGUUCUCAUUGAUAUCAUCUUUUAUGCCAGAUUUUUGGUCAUUUCUUGUCGUUCGCUUCAUUACGAGCUGCUUUCUUCCUGGUCCAGGUUCGACCGUGCUCACCUACAUGAGUGAGUUUACACAGAUCAAGCUGCGCCCCGAAGUCACCAAUUUUCUAAGCUAUGCUCUUGGCGUUAGCAUGAUCUAUGUGCCACUUGUGAGCAUGUGGUUGUUACCUUUGAAUAUUCGCCUAAUGAUAACGGACAACUAUGGAUUUACCAGUUGGCGUGCUCUUAUGGUCGUUAAUCUGCUGCCUGGUGUAAUUUCCUGGAUCAUGAUCUUUUGCAUGCCCGAGAGUCCCAAGUAUUAUCUAUCCAUUAAUCAGGUGGACAAGGCUUUGGAGGUAUUGGAAAGGUGCUGUCGAUAUAACAAGGGUAAGGAUGUCACCCUCAAGAGUUUAGGCUUUGAAAAUGUGUCACAGCCUCGUUUACGCGGUGAUUCCUAUAUUAAACAUAACUUUCUUUUCAUCCGCAUGUGGAGCGAAACGAAGCCUUUGCUGCAGGGCAUGUAUCUGCGACAUAUGCUGCUGAUUAUUGCAAUUCUGAUCUUCGAAUUUGGCACGGGUUUUGGUCUGGCCGUUUGGAUGCCGCGUAUACUUAAAAUGCAGAGCGAUGUUGGCGAUCCAAUGAUACUCUGUGAUUUGGUGGAAGCAGCACAUGCCUUAAAUAAAACGGUAGCCGAAUCAGAGUGCAAUGUGCCAACAAAGUUUCUGUUGUAUGCCAUAUUUAACGGAUGUUGUUGCUUGGCCAUGUUUAUGUUGAUCAGUCUGCUUUUGAUUUGGAUUAAUCGCAAGAUUAUUCUGUUGGCCUUUGCGAUGCUCGCUACCAUUGCUGGUUUUAUGCUCAACGUGGUCAAGACACAUUUUUUUGUUACCGCGUGUUUUGUGUUUCUGACUGUGCCUCCACUGUGUAGUCUGAGAUUGAUAUUAUCUGUGCUAAUUGAUGUGAUACCCACGCAUUUAAGAAAUAAAUCUGUUGCCCUGGCUAUGAUGUUUGGACGGAUUGGAGUUUUGUUUGCCGGUUUGUACGUGGGUUACACACUGAAAUGGAAUUGUUAUCUCACAUUCAAUGCAUUCGCUGCUGUCAUGUUAAUCAGCUUUGUGCUCAUAACACGUUUACCAUCGGAUGCGGAUGUUAUUGACAUUGCAACAAAAUAAUUUGUUCAUCUAUAUAUUUAUUUUAAGUGAUUUGCAUUGUAUGUCAAUAAAUGCUUGUAUGAAGUUACAUAACAAAAAAA